UUUCAUGACGUUUCCCUGCGUGGUCCAACACUUUUUCUCUCUGCCUGUGCUUUUUUAUUCCGCCCGGGUCUUCCCCACCCCCCCCUGCCCCCCGCUGUCUGAUCUGCUCCGGGUCUCAUUUAACUCUGUCCUAGCAACACAGAGCGAAUUGGACUUGAAUGCUGCACCUGGCUGUGUAUGUGGGGAAGCCAAGCUGGAUCAAGAGGUGGGCGAGCAGCGGGGAGGAUGGAGGCGCGAGAGAGCAGCUUGGGGUCGAGGUAAAACUGAGCAUCAUCAUCUUAUUGUUUAAUCCAUCAUUGAGUGAACAAUCAGCCAGCAACACCCUGCUCCAUUCCAAAAAGAAAAUCAUGAUCGGAUGAAAACAACGUGCCACAAACAGGAGAAGCACAAAAGAGAAAGAGAUGGCCAAAUUGACAGAGUCGAUGACUAGAGUAUUUGAAGAAGACUCAAUGGAGCAGGACGUGGAGAGCCCUGUCACGAUACAGCAGCCAAAGUUGCCCAAACAAGCUAGAGAGGAUCUUCCAAAACACAUAAGCAAAGUAUGUACCAAGAGAAAAAUUCAGAGGUAUGUUAGGAAAGAUGGGAAAUGCAACGUCCACCAUGGGAACGUGAGAGAGACUUAUCGUUAUCUGAGUGAUAUCUUCACUACCUUAGUCGACCUCAAAUGGAGGUUCAACCUUUUGAUUUUUGUCAUGGUUUACACUGUGACGUGGCUCUUCUUUGGAAUGAUCUGGUGGCUAAUUGCUUACAUCCGAGGUGAUAUGGAACAUAUAGGAGACAAUACAUGGACCCCAUGUGUCAGUAACCUCAAUGGGUUUGUCUCGGCCUUUUUAUUCUCAAUAGAAACAGAAACCACCAUCGGGUAUGGUUAUCGGGUCAUCACGGACAAAUGUCCCGAGGGAAUUAUUCUGCUUUUAGUUCAGUCUGUUUUAGGUUCUAUUGUCAAUGCUUUCAUGGUUGGUUGCAUGUUUGUGAAAAUAUCCCAGCCCAAGAAGAGGGCAGAAACCCUGGUCUUUUCUACCAACGCAGUCAUUUCCAUGCGGGAUGGGAAGCUGUGCCUGAUGUUCCGAGUAGGGGACCUUAGGAAUUCACACAUUGUGGAGGCAUCAAUACGAGCCAAGUUGAUCAAAUCUAAACAGACAAAGGAGGGGGAAUUUAUACCACUCAACCAGACAGAUAUCAACGUAGGUUAUUACACAGGGGAUGAUCGUCUCUUUUUGGUUUCACCACUGAUCAUCAGCCAUGAAAUUAACCAGCAGAGUCCUUUCUGGGAGAUUUCCAAAGACCAGUUGCCCAAAGAGGAACUAGAAAUUGUUGUAAUUCUAGAAGGCAUGGUGGAGGCAACAGGAAUGACAUGCCAAGCUCGAAGUUCUUAUGUAACCAGUGAGAUCCUGUGGGGUCAUCGUUUUACACCUGUCCUCACGCUGGAGGAUGGAUUUUAUGAAGUUGACUACAACAGCUUUCAUGAAACAUACGAGACCAACACACCGUCUUAUAGUGCCAAAGAACUGGCAGAGAUGGCCAGCCGAGCAGAACUGCCCCUGACUUGGUCUGUGUCCAGCAAAUUAAACCAGCACGCUGACCUGGAAACUGAAGAGAGGGGAAAGAACCACGAAGACCAAACCGAAAGGAAUGGUGACGUGGCAAAUUUAGAGAGUGAAUCCAAAGUUUGAACCAGCAGAGGUUCACCACACAACCUCUUUUCUUUUUGAUCCUUCCCUUUUUUAUUAUUAUGACAAGAAAGGAAAUAUUUAAGGUUUGAAAUGUCUACCUGCCCAAACAAAUCAAGAGAUUCCUAAAAUAAGCAAAGACGUGAGUUAAAGCUGCAAUAUCCCUUAAUGAAAUCUCUGAUCACUGCCCUUCCAAUAAUUGCAUAUUUCCUCUGGAUAAAUACAAGUUCAUGACCACAGGUGUGUUUAAAAAGGAACCAAAAAAAGGGGGCAAGGGUCAAAACUCAUUAUCUGGGAUAAUAAAAGGAAAGACUGUGAUUAAUGUUUGUUAAUGCCAUGGGCCUUGGCUCUAAUUUUUAUAUAUUUCAAGACAGUUUCAUAAACAGGAUGUGAUGCCUCCAAUGAAAAUGGGCAUUGCAGCUUUAAGACUGAGGUGAGCAGAAAAAGCUGCAGUUCGACAGGAUACUGUACAUAUGCCUUAUGUAAUUACUUGCUCUUUAAAUUUCGUAAUAAACCCAGCAUGUACAAAAGUACUGAAGUAAAGAACUUCUAGAUAAUGUACACAGAUGUGUAAUUAAUGUAGGUUUCGAUACAUAAAUCUAGAAAUAUUGGGAUGCAAAAAACUGAAUUGGCAUUUCUGGUUUAAUCUUUGGAGUAUAUUAGUUUCUUCCCUAUAUAUCUGGCCCUUUUUGUGCCCAACAUUUUCUUCAGUGUACCAGACUGGCAGCUAUUUAGAAGCCCUCUCUGUCUCCCUAACAAAUCAUUUUACGGAUUCUCAAAAGCCAUAAAAGUCUGGGGGAGGGCAGGGUGGAGAAAUUGAAACAUUACUGAGAUACUGUGAAACUGUUUACAAAAAUGAUUCUAUCUUUUGUAAUAUUAUAGGGUAAACCAUCCCUGGCUCUUUUUGGCAGUUCAGCCUGAAUUAGACUGUGGCAGACUCUUGGAAAACACAAGAAUCUCUGGUAUGCUGUUAAUACAAAAAGCAUGUUCAUGUUGGGCUAGGACCCUGUAAGUGCACUACCGUGGGAAACUAUUCUUUUUUUCCCUAAACCAUUGGAUUAAAACUAUGUAGUUUUCUAUGUAAACAGUAUAAGCCAUUAAAAAUGCUGAAUGUUAUUCAUAGGUAAGUAGGAAACACUUUUAACUACUUGGUCUGGGAAGACAUAAUUGAAUUUCAUCUAAAGUUGUCAUCAAUGAGAUUCAUUCAUCAACAUCAUUAGUACUUUGUUGGUCCUGAAAAUUCCCAAAAGACUUUCUGGCCCUAGGUAAUUUUCGUCAGGGUUUCUCAUAUAAAAACCCACUCCUGACAUCUCUAUUCAAAUGAGUGGACCCUCCCACCCUUAUUCAUAUUGGGCCAAAUCCUCAGCUGAUUUAAAUCAUUUUGAUUUGAUGCAACAGAACUAUGGUGAUUUGCCUGAUUUACAUCAGCUGAGGAUCUGGCCCAUAGAGUAGUACCUAACUUCUAUAAUACACUCAGUGUGAGGUGACUCACAGUGUAUGGUAUUAUUCAAAGUAAGGAUUGUUGCAUCAGGUCCAAUGUGCAUAAAAUAGUAUUAAUUCAAAUAAAAGACUCCCAUUGACUUCAGUGAGCUUUGGCUCUGGCCCAUAAAGAGUACCAUUUCCCUCAGUCAAGAGAAAAACAAACUGCAGCCUUAAUUUUCUUUUUGUACCUGCCUGGUCUGGAAAGGAAAAAUACACUGCACAGAAUUUAAAGGGUUUUUUUGUACAGAAGCUUUUAAAUUCAAAUAGAAGAAAAAACCUAAGGAGAAACCUAGCAGGCAGGUGGAAAUUUUGCACUGUGAUAUAUCCUUCACAUUAAUUUCACAUCUAUACACUGUUUUACUGCAAUACAAUUGCCCAUCCUUAAUUUUCAUUGAGUCGUUAAGAGUUGAUUUGGCCCCUACAGCUAAGAUUGUCUCCAGGUGGAGGUUUUGCACACUUGGAUCACACCCAUCAAAACAGCUAAGCCUCGUGUUUGCUUUAUUUCUGAAAAUUUUCCCGAACAGGUUUUCACAAAGAAGUUACUCAUACAAUUCCACAAUUUAAGCAAUUGUUCAAAAGAUGUAUUUUCAUUCCCUCCACCAGGAUGACUGAUUUCAUCAGGUAGUUACAGAUUGCUGCUUAUUUUCAUUUAGUUUGGCGAAAUAAAACUGGUUUUGCUACAGACCCUUUUAAAAUACAAUGGUAUCCUUUGUUUACUGACACAGUGUCAGAACCUGCUCAGUACUAUGGUUUAUACAGCACACCCUGGUUUUUAGGCUGUUUUUGAGAGCCAAGGAAUUCACACAGUAGAGCAGGGUGUAUGCAUGCUUCUUAAGGUGUUUUAAAGGAAGAGUCGCUCUGAAAUUUCAUUGGAGAACAGUAGUCGCACAUCAGAGAUAGUCUUCUAAGGGAGAACCCCGUAGCAAAGGUACUUGCUAAAAGUAAUGAAGCACUGCCUGCUGGGGUGUGGGGGCUCAGUCUGUGUGUGUCAGCCUGUAGUCCUAGAGUACAUGAGUUUAAAGCAAAGAACUCCUCAUAAGAUUAAUCUGCUUUUUGCUCUUGUAAUUUACUGGGCCCUUCCAUAAUCCAUCGCUGCAGUUUAAGAAGAGCUUCUCGUGUUGAAUAAAACAGCGGCUUUUAAACCUUUUUGUGCCCUUUAGUACCAAAAAUAUAGACAUUAUGCUAUUGGGGCAUGUGCAUGGGUAAGUUAUAUUUUUGUGACUAGGGCACUUAAAGCAUAAGGUCUCUGUCUCUCAUUGUUUUUGCUAUUAAUGUGGUAUGAAAUGUAAAGUUUACAAAAAAAAUCUCGUUUUUGUAAUGUAAACUUAAAAACGAAAAGUCUCCAAGGCUUUCAACUGGAAAGCUUCACAGAAACUUUGUACUAUAAUGUCCCUAUCAAACACCUCUAUUUUUCUACAAUGAUUGAUUAAGCAGUUUAACAAUGUAUUUUGUGUCAACAACUUCAACUGAACUGUUAAAAACAAUUAAGAAUUGAAUGCUGUUAAUUAACAAUGGAUUUUCAAAGCUGACCGUACCGAGUGGUGUUUUUCAUUACUACAGUAUAUACAUUUACCUGAUCAUUUUAACUCAUGUCCCUUAUUAAACCAAUAUAUUUGGAAAUGCCAAUGCCCAGUAAUAUUGUUGGCAAAUCAAAUUUAAGGAACAUAAAUAAAUAAUGUGACAUUUUUAUGUGAGUAGCUAGUUACAUAAGCAACCAAAAUCCAUCCAAAGCUCCUAUUUCUCUGUAUUUCACUGAUACACUAAGGUAUCUUUUUCUUAAAAUCUAUUGUGAAAUUGAUGAGAAAGUGACAAUAUUCAAAGAUAUAUGCAAUAUUUCAGCAACUUUUCAUACUGUUAGAUUCUGCCUACUUAGGUAGCUAGAGUACACUAGAGUACUCUAGCUUAGGUAUGCUGGAGCAGUUUCUUUGUAUAGACCCCUUCCAGAUGACUAUAGUGCAACUUUCAAUCUUUUUCCUGUAUAGUAGGGGUUUCUGGUUCAUGUUCAUUUUUCUGCACCCACAUUUUCUGGGUCAGAUCAUCAGCUGGUGUAAAUUGGCAUAGAUGUACUGACUUUAAUGGAGUUACAUGGAUUUAUACCACCUGAGGACCUGACCCUCCAUGUUUGUUUGUUUUUUAAGGCAAGUUAUGGUGUAUUAUUUUAGGAAUAAAAAUGGUAUUCCUUAAAUUACAACAAAGCUGGCCACUCUGGGAGUUGAACUUCUAGGCCCUGAUCCUGCAAAUACUUAAACAUGUGAGUAACGUUAUGCACAUGAGCAAUCCCUCUGAAGUCAAUUUGUGUGAGCAAAGUUACACACAAGUGUAAGAAUUUGCGGGUUCAAAGGCAAAGUGAGAAUGGCAGAUCUGUUAGGAUCACAGAUUCCAUCUGCAAACAAUUUUUUCAACAAUGCACAAAUUUAAGAUUUGGGGUAUUUUUGGUGUACGUUUCAUCAAAAUCUAUUUUAAAAGUUUUUGCUGAGUGGCAUUUAAAUUUGAAAGUGGAAACCCUAUUUAUAACUUUAAAAAGAAAUUUUCAUAUGUAUAAAGUGACUUUCUGAUCACAUGACAAUGAUUUUAGUCACCCUUUCUAUUUCCCACUAGGAGAAAGUUUAUACCAUUUUCUUUUAAUAAUACAAGAAAGGCAGGAGCAGAGGUGGCACUAAAUCUUAGAGUCUUAAUUCAGACUUGCUCCAAAUAGCCUUGCUGUAUUCAAGAGGCUGAGAUGUAACAACCCUUAUUUUGUGCCUAGUGGGGAUUUCUAAAUAAGAUACAAUGGAAAAAUGUAUUUCAGUAUUUUCUUUUCUCAAUACAUCUUUGCUUUCAGGUAGUUUUGAAGAUGGUUUGUCUUCUGAAAUUCUGAUACUAUGUGACAUCAUUCUGAUAACAUGAUGCAAAUCAUAUAUAAUAGAAGAAAUACAGCUGGACUCUCACUAUGAGCAGGGGCAGAUUAGGGUUUUUUGGGGCCCCUGGGAUUCCCCCCCCACACACACACACCCCUCUCACGGUGCUCCUGCCAGGGAAAUGGGUCAGGGCACAGGGGCUUACCCCAUUCCACAAGCUUGGCACUCCUGCUGGGGAGUGGGGUCAGGAGCUUUCCCCAUUCCGCAUGGCAUUCCAGCUGGGGAGUUGCAUCAGUGCAUGGGGGCUUGCCCCGUUCUGCCCACCCACCUGCCCCCAGUGCCGGGUAGGCAGAGCAGGGAAAGCCCCCAUGCUCCAAUCCCACUCCCCAGCUGGAGCACCAGGCAGGCGGAGCAGGUUAGGGUGUGGAGACACCCAUUUUUCUGGGGCUCCCCAAUUGGCCAGGGCCUCUGGGUAUGGGCCCCGUUGGCCCGGUGACUAAUCCAACAUUGACUAUGAGGAAAGGGAAUGACAUUAAUGACAGUUGGGGGAACUAUUUGACACAGAUUUGGACUUUGUGAACUAAAUUCUUCUUAAUGCAAGAGCCUAAGGAUCUCUCUUGUUUAGCUUAAAGGAUUGUGUUUCAUGCCCCGGACAAAAAUUUAAACUAAAUAUUAAAAAUGUAGACACUAAAAUAUAUCCAUCUUACCUCUCUCCCACCCACCACUUCAAACUCCACUGGGUUUCCAGAAUCACUUGUAUGGGUGAUUAUAGCGUGACUGAGUCCUGCUUCACCAUUAGCAGAUGUGUUGUAAGCAAGACACGAGAAGUCAUUCUUCCACUCUACUCCAUGCUGAUUAGGCCUCAACUGGAGUAGAGUGUCCAGUUCUGGGAGCCACAUUUCAGGAAAGA
This is a messenger RNA of Dermochelys coriacea (leatherback sea turtle), 6899 nucleotides long. RefSeq names its product potassium inwardly rectifying channel subfamily J member 6 (gene KCNJ6). Lineage: Eukaryota; Metazoa; Chordata; Testudines; Dermochelyidae. Gene Ontology annotation, biological process: regulation of monoatomic ion transmembrane transport; potassium ion import across plasma membrane. The record is from RefSeq and is a predicted model, not a curated record. Gene Ontology annotation, cellular component: plasma membrane. The transcript is spliced from 4 exons. Bases 402 to 1673 code for a protein of 423 amino acids. Gene Ontology annotation, molecular function: G-protein activated inward rectifier potassium channel activity.